AUGAGCGUCGCGCUGCAGGAGCUGGGCAGCGGCGGCAACAUGGUGGAGUACAAACGGGCCACGCUUCGGGACGAAGACGCACCCGAGACCCCCGUAGAGGGCGGGGCCUCCCAGGACGCAGUGGAGGUGGGCAAGGGGGUUCCCCCUUUCUCACCAGGCCCAAGCUCUGGCAUGACGCCUGGCACACCCAGGAGCUCUGGGCUGUUCUGGAGGGUCACCUGCCCCCACCUCCCUUACAUCUCUGGCCUCUGCGCUGGGACUAUGGUGGGAUUCCGGAAGAGGACAAGACAACUCUUAGGCUCACACACACUGCUGGAACUGGUCUUGGCAAGUGUCUCUCUACUGCUGGCUGCACUGCUUCUGGGCUGCCUUGUGGCCCUGGGGGUCCAGUACCACAGAGACCCAUCCCACAGCACCUGCCUCACAGAGGCCUGCAUUCGAGUGGCUGGAAAAAUCCUGGAGUCCCUGGACCGGGAGGUGAGCCCCUGUGAGGACUUUUACCAGUUCUCCUGUGGAGGCUGGAUUCGGAGGAACCCCCUGCCGGAUGGGCGUUCUCGCUGGAACACCUUUAACAGCCUCUGGGACCAGAACCAGGCCAUACUGAAACUCCUGCUUGAAAACACUACCUUCAACUCCAGCAGCGAAGCUGAGCGGAAGACGCAGCGCUUCUACCUGUCUUGCUUACAGGUGGAGCACAUUGAGGAGUUGGGAGCCCAGCCACUGCGAGAUCUCAUUGACAAGAUCGGUGGUUGGAACAUUACGGGGCCCUGGGACCAGGACAACUUCAUGGAGGUGCUGAAGGCAGUAGCAGGGACCUACAGGGCCACCCCGUUCUUCACCGUCUAUAUCAGUGCCGACUCGAAGAGUUCCAACAGCAAUGUUAUCCAGGUAGACCAGUCUGGGCUCUUUCUGCCCUCUCGAGAUUAUUACUUAAACAGAACUGCCAAUGAGAAAGUGCUCACUGCCUACCUGGAUUACAUGGAAGAGCUGGGGAUGCUGUUAGGUGGACAGCCAACCUCCUCACGGGAGCAGAUGCAGCAGGUGCUGGAGCUGGAGAUACAACUGGCCAACAUCACAGUGCCCCAGGACCAGCGGCGCGAUGAGGAGAAGAUCUAUCACAAGAUGAGCAUCUCGGAGCUGCAGACUUUGGCGCCCUCCAUCGACUGGCUUGAGUUCCUGUCUUUCUUGCUGUCACCACUGGAGUUGAGUGACUCUGAGCCUGUGGUGGUUUAUGGGAUGGAUUAUUUGCAGCAGGUGUCAGAGCUUAUCAACCGCACGGAACCAAGCAUCCUGAACAAUUACCUGAUCUGGAACCUUGUGCAGAAGACAACCUCAAGCCUGGACCGACGCUUUGAGUCUGCACAAGAGAAGCUGCUGGAAACCCUUUAUGGCACCAAGAAGUCCUGUAUGCCGAGGUGGCAGACCUGCAUCUCCAGCACAGAUGACGCCCUUGGCUUCGCUCUGGGCUCCCUCUUUGUGAAGGCCACCUUUGACCGGCAAAGCAAGGAAAUCGCAGAGGGGAUGAUCAGCGAAAUCCGGACUGCCUUCGAGGAGGCCCUGGGACAGCUGGUUUGGAUGGAUGAGAAGACGCGCCAGGCAGCCAAGGAGAAAGCAGACGCUAUCUAUGAUAUGAUUGGUUUCCCGGAUUUCAUCCUGGAGCCCAAAGAGCUGGAUGAUGUUUAUGAUGGGUAUGAAGUCUCUGAAGAUUCUUUUUUCCAAAACAUGUUGAAUUUGUACAACUUCUCUGCUAAGGUGAUGGCUGACCAGCUCCGUAAGCCUCCCAGCCGAGACCAGUGGAGCAUGACCCCCCAGACAGUGAAUGCCUACUACCUUCCAACCAAGAAUGAAAUCGUCUUCCCUGCUGGCAUCCUGCAGGCCCCCUUCUAUGCCUGCAACCAUCCAAAGGCCCUGAACUUUGGUGGCAUCGGCGUGGUAAUGGGCCAUGAGUUGACACAUGCCUUUGAUGACCAAGGGCGCGAGUAUGACAAGGAGGGGAACCUGCGGCCCUGGUGGCAGAACGAGUCGCUGGCGGCCUUCCAGAACCACACAGCCUGCAUGGAGGAGCAGUACAACCAGUACCAGGUCAAUGGGGAGAGGCUCAACGGCCGCCAGACGCUGGGGGAGAACAUCGCCGACAAUGGGGGACUCAAGGCUGCCUACAAUGCAUAUGAAACAUGGCUGAGAAAGCAUGGGGAGGAGCAGCAGCUGCCAGCCGUUGGGCUCACCAACCACCAGCUCUUCUUUGUGGGAUUUGCCCAGGUGUGGUGCUCGGUCCGCACACCAGAGAGCUCUCACGAGGGGCUGGUGACCGAUCCCCACAGCCCUGCCCGCUUCCGCGUGCUGGGCACUCUCUCCAACUCCCGUGACUUUCUGCGGCACUUCGGCUGCCCUGUUGGUUCCCCCAUGAACCCAGGGCAGCUGUGUGAGGUGUGGUAG
This is a messenger RNA of Cynocephalus volans (Philippine flying lemur), 2436 nucleotides long. RefSeq names its product endothelin converting enzyme 2 (gene ECE2). The coding region runs from base 1 to 2436 and encodes 811 amino acids. Gene Ontology annotation, cellular component: plasma membrane. Gene Ontology annotation, molecular function: metalloendopeptidase activity. Gene Ontology annotation, biological process: protein processing. The record is from RefSeq and is a predicted model, not a curated record. NCBI's taxonomy places the organism in Eukaryota, Metazoa, Chordata, Mammalia, Dermoptera, Cynocephalidae. The transcript is spliced from 19 exons.